Messenger RNA from Symphalangus syndactylus (siamang), 5337 nucleotides. RefSeq names its product ribonuclease H1 (gene RNASEH1). NCBI's taxonomy places the organism in Eukaryota, Metazoa, Chordata, Mammalia, Primates, Hylobatidae. Gene Ontology annotation, molecular function: RNA-DNA hybrid ribonuclease activity; magnesium ion binding; nucleic acid binding. Gene Ontology annotation, biological process: DNA replication, removal of RNA primer. The record is from RefSeq and is a predicted model, not a curated record.
GUCCGUGCCCUCAUCAGGACUCCGCCCAGACGUGCGUCAUCUUCCCGCGCCGGCGACGGAAGUGCGGUGGUGACCGCUGGCGGGUCGCGCCCACGCUGGGCCGGGAGUCGAAAUGCUUCCCGGUGCCGGGAGUAAGUGAUGAGCUGGCUUCUGUUCCUGGCCCACAGAGUCGCCUUGGCCGCCGUGCCCUGCCGCCGCGGCACUCGCGGGUUCGGGAUGUUCUAUGCCGUGAGGAGGGGCCGCAAGACCGGGGUCUUUCUGACCUGGACUGAGUGCAAAGCACAGGUGGACCGGUUCCCUGCUGCCAGAUUUAAGAAGUUUGCCACAGAGGAUGAGGCCUGGGCCUUUGUCAGGAAAUCUGCAAUCCUGGAAGUUUCAGAAGGGCAGGAAAAUCAACAUGGACAAGAAUCGGAGACGAAAGCCAGCAAGCGACUCCGUGAGCCACUGGAUGGAGAUGGACAUGGAGAUGAAAGCGCAGAGCCGUAUGCAAAGCACAUGAAGCCGAGCGUGGAGCCGGCGCCUCCAGUUAGCAGAGACACGUUUUCCUACAUGGGAGACUUCGUCGUCGUCUACACUGAUGGCUGCUGCUCCAGUAAUGGGCGUAGAAGGCCACGAGCAGGAAUCGGCGUUUACUGGGGGCCAGGCCAUCCUUUAAAUGUAGGCAUUAGACUUCCUGGGCGGCAGACAAACCAAAGAGCAGAAAUUCAUGCAGCCUGCAAAGCCAUUGAACAAGCAAAGACUCAAAACAUCAAUAAACUGGUUCUGUAUACAGACAGUAUGUUUACAAUAAAUGGUAUAACUAACUGGGUUCAAGGUUGGAAGAAAAAUGGGUGGAAGACAAGUGCAGGGAAAGAGGUGAUCAACAAAGAGGACUUUGUGGCACUGGAGAGGCUGACCCAGGGGAUGGACAUUCAGUGGAUGCAUGUUCCUGGUCAUUCGGGAUUUAUAGGCAAUGAAGAAGCUGAUAGAUUGGCCAGAGAAGGAGCUAAACAAUCGGAAGACUGAGCCAUGUGACUUUAGUCCUUGGGAGAACUUGAGCCAGUGGCGGUCUUGCUACUUGUACUUACUGGUGUGGAAAAUAGCCUGCAGGUAGGACCAUUGCAGUGAUGGGCAGAUGCGUCUUUCACACGGAAUCAGGCACAGUGGCCUUCUGUGACAUGUUUUUAUAAAAAAUGGUUAAGUAUAUAAUAAAUUGAACAUCUUUGAGACUGGAGAAUUAUGUGAGAUUUCCGCAUUAUGUUUACUGGGUUCAAUACUGUCCUUGCUUGUUUUAUUGCAGGCAAGCAAGGCAAAUGGCCUAAAAUGCCGUGGCUUAUAUUUUGAUAAGAAAUUAAAAAACCAUUGGUUAAAAGAUGCAACUCAGAAGUCUGGAAGUAUUCUGAAAGCAUCCAUUUACCGUCCAGUCGACAAAAUUGAGUCUCCUGCUUGUGUAGGUGACUUGUGCCCAUGGGGACAUUAGAGAAACAUGCUGCCCAGGGCCUGGGCAGGCAGCUCAGUGGGCAGGAUGUGUGCUGGGUCUCAGCCCCAUGUGCCUGCUUGCUGGGCACUUAGUAUAGGGCAAAGCCUGCCUGCGGCGACCCUGGCUGCCAGGCCAUUCUCUGAGAACAGCGGCGACUUGUAAAGACCAAGAUGCAUACAUGAACUUUCAAAAAUUUAUGUGGCUCCUUUGUUAAAAACUGUGCAAAUUAAAAAAAAAAAAAAAAAAAGAAUGACACCGGCUGGGCAUGGUGGCUCACUUCUGCAGUCCCAGCACUUUGGGAGGCCAAGGUUGGCGGAUCACUUGAGGUCAGGAGUUUGAGACCAACUUGGCCAACAUGACGAAACCCUGUCUCUACUAAAAAUACAAAAAUUAUCCAGGUGUGGUGGCACGGGCUUGUAGUCCCAGUUACUUGGGAGGCUGAGGCACAAGAAUCACUUGAACCCAGGAGGCAGAGGUUGUAGUGAGCCGAGAUUGUGCCAGUGCACUCCAGCCUGGGCAACAGAGUGAGACUGUGUCUCAAAAAAAAUAAAAGUAAUAAAAGUUUGACAUGAUUAUUUAUUUAGUUUUAAACCUUUUUAUCAUAAAAACAUACAGGAAGUGACACAAAACAAAUAUAUAGCUUAUUGAAUGAUUAUGAUUGUAAGGUGAAUAACCUUUGUGUCCACCACCUGGGGAAGAAAUAGUACUUUGCCAGAUACCCCAGAAGGCUCUCCAAGUGCCCUCCAGCUGCAGCCUCCGUCUUCUCCCCCUUCUUGCCCCUAGAAGUAAUCCUGACUUUUACAGAAAUGACUUUCUUGGUUUUUUGGUGGCAGUUUAGUCUUGUCUGCUUUUUUUUGUCUGUUUUUUUAACUACUUCAGUGUCCAUUUGCAGUCCCGUCUGCCUCACUGUUUUCCCUGCCGUUUAUCUGUUGAAGAGCUUGGGCUGUUUGUCCCAUGGCUUCCCACAGUGUAGAUUUUGCUGACCACGUGGUCAUGGUGUAGUUCAGCAUGGCCCUCUAUGUUUCCUGCACAUUGGCAGCUGGGUUCAGAGGCUUGAUGAGCCUCAAAUUUGAUCCCUUUGGCAGGAGAAUAGGUGGUUAGGAGCUUUCCUCAGGAAAGUACCAUGUUGAUAGCAGCUGAUGCUCAGUGCCAAGAUCCAUUAAUUAUUUGGGGUUGCAAAAUGGUGGUAUUCUCAUUCUGUCAUUUUGCUUGCCUUUAUUAGCUGGAAUGGUUUUCUAAGAAAGUGUUUUCUUUUUUACACUUAUUUGGUUACCCAGUGGUACAGUUCAUAUAGGAAGGGCAGGAUAAAUGCUGGAUUCUUUGCUCUUGUACACUAAGUUUUUAAGAUAACGCAUUAGUUGUCUGUCAAGGAAGGCGAGUGGUGAAGGGUUUUUACGUAUAUACAAGAAUUCAUGGGCUGGGCAUGGUGGCUUAUGCCUGUAAUCCCAGCACUUUGGGAGGCUGAGGCUGGAGGAUCACGUGAACCCAGGAGUUUGAGACUAGCCUGGGCAACAUAGCGAUACCCUACAGAAAAUUACAAUAAAAUCAGGUGGGUGUGGUAGUGCCUGCCUGUUGUCCCAGCUAUUCUGGACAAUCCUCUGAGAUGGGAGGAUCCUCUGAGAUGGGAGGAUCGCCUGGGCCCAGGAGGUCGAGGAUGCAUGAGCUGUGACCGUGCCACCGCACUCCAGCCUGGGCGACAGCAAGUCCUUGUCUUAAAAAAAAAAAAAAAGAAUUUGUGGAGUUAAGCAUAUUUGGUGGGUUUCAAUCCGUUGUGAUUUUUAUCUUUCUUUAGCUCAGACUAGCUUAUUCGGUCAGUGAGAGGGAGCCUCUUCAGCUUGGCUCUUGAUUUCUUUUGAUAAGUGUGCACACGUGUGCAUACAUGUGUGCACAGACCACAUGCACAGUCACUGAUAGCUCCCUGCAGCCUGGCAUGUCAGGGUGCUCUAGGCCCAUUUUAUAUAGCUUCUGCUCCAAACCUGUCUUAAAAGAAAAACUUUAGACAAGUUAGCAGUUUAAUUGAGCAGAAAAUUGUUUCUUCAGCUGGGUAGCACUCAGGACCAAAAGUGGUUCAGAACGCUCCCCUGUGCGUUGUGUGCAGGCUGUAUUUAUUUAUAGCCAUAGGAAGGGAAAGACACACAUACAUGGCCAGACUGACUGCAGGUCAGCCUCCACCUCACAUAGGUAUGUUUUGGCAGCCUUCAGCUUGUGAUUGGCGAGACUCUGCUGCUUGUUACAGAAGUGUACUCUCAAGUCACGUCCCAGUUUGUUUAUACAUUAAGUGGGGUUAUAAGUCACUAUGUACAGAGGCAGUUUUAGGCCAAACUUAAUUCCGUUUAACACUUGGAAUCCAUUAUUUUUCCCAGAGUCUCUGGUAGAGAUAGUAUUUCAGAUCCAGUUUAGGAUGCUCAUUGCUGUCGGGUUGGUCAUUGUUUCUAGAUUUUUGGACAGAGCUUUAAAAAACCAUUGCACACACACAUUUAAAGGAAAAAUAUUUUCUGAGCCUAUAUUGAUAUUCCCAAUACAAAUUCAGGGUCCCGGGGGCUUUACGUAGCCUCUUCUAUAUGAUGUCUGUGUCUCCUGCACUCGGAAUCCUGCUUCUCAAGACACAAGACGAUGGCAUGGAAUAUCCCGUAAUCACUCAUUUGUUUUAUUCCUCUUUAGCAUUUAAAAAAAAUGCUAAUACCGUAGCAUUAAUUGUGAUGAUGAAAACAGCACUGUGUCUACAUUGUCAGAAAAAUCACUCCCUUUUACUGCCAUUGACUCAUUUCUGUGUGUUCAGUUCUCAUAACCGGUCUAUAGUCAGUGUCAUCUUGGGGACAGUAUUCCUUGACUUUCUGAUGUUGAAUUCAGUUUUGCUGGAUACGAAAUUCUUGGCCCAGAUUUUCUUUGAGUAUCUUGUUUUAUUCUGUUUUCUUCCAGCAUAAAGUGAUGCAUGAAAAGCCUGAUGAAUCUUAUUUUCUUCCCCUGACAGUCAUAUGCUGUUUUUUCUUAGAUGCCUAAAGGAUUUUUUCCUUUUUCUGUCAAGUCGGCAGUUUUAUUUGAACGUGUCAUGUGUGGGUAUUGGUUGUCCUGGUCCAUAUUUGCAAGUGUAUGGUGUGCUCUUUCUAUGUGUGCUUCACAUCUGUUAUUUUAAGAAGAUUUGCUUGAACUGGAGUUUUGUGUUAUAUUUUUCUUGCUUUGGCUUUUUUCUGUGGGGAUCCCUGUUAUCUGUAUGUUGAAAUCUAAAUUGCCUGUUUUCAGUGUUUGCCACUGUCUCUUGAAUCUCUUUUAUCUCUUUCUUCGUUUCUUUUUGAGUUUUAAAAGUUGUUAUUGUACCACUUUUGUUUUGUUAUUUGAAAUAGGAACAGUGUCUCACUCUGUUGCCCAGGCUGGUCUUAAACUCCUGGCCUCAAGUGAUCCUCCUUCUUUAGCCUCCCAAACUGCUGGGAUUACAGGUGUGAGCCACCAAACCCAGCCCCACCUUGUUGAAGUGUAACUGACAGAUAAUGAAUUGCACAUACGUGAAGUGACCGAUGCAUUUGCCUGUGAAGCUAUGGCCAGAACAUGUGCAUCACCACCAACAGCAUUUUCACACCCCUUUGUAAACCGUCCCUCGUGUCCCCCAUGCUCAGGCAACCACUAGUCUGCUCUCUCUCACUAAAGGUUAAUUUAUAUAUUCUAGAAUUUUAUCUGAGUGGAAUCGCAGAGCAAGUACUGUGGGGGGAGUUGCUGCUUUUACUCAGCAUAAUUAUUUUGGCACUCACCCAUUUUGUGUACAUCAAUAAUCCACAUUUUGUGUUGCAUGGAUAUACCACAGUUUAUUUACCUGUUGACCGAUAUUUCGAUUAUUUCCCAUUUCUAAAUAAAAAUAAAGCAAAUAAAGCUGCCAUGAACAUUUA